Molecule: messenger RNA, 4653 nt
Organism: Ylistrum balloti
Lineage: Eukaryota; Metazoa; Mollusca; Bivalvia; Pectinida; Pectinidae
Exons: 2
Coding region: 1-4653 (1550 amino acids)
Biological process (GO): actin cytoskeleton organization
Molecular function (GO): actin filament binding
Source: RefSeq, a predicted model, not a curated record
AUGAUAUCACCGGAAGAAAUGGCAAUAGCGGACAGGCGGACAGAGCACAAGAUUUUUCAGUUCAUCUGCGUCAUAAAAUGGCUAUCCGAACAGAGCAGUCCUGAACCACGCGCUGUUGACGUGUCGCUGGGAGUCCCCUCACAAUGUCACGUGCGAGGGUCCGGGCUUCACACUGGGGUAACUGGUCGAAAAGCUAGGUUUACAUUCUAUACUACGGAUAUAAAUAAAAUUCGCGAUAUAUCUAUCAACAUCCGGGGACCUCGCCACGAUUUGUAUUGUGAAAAGAUAGUAAACAUGCUAAACGCGUAUUUGCCCAGAGACAGAAAGAAAUUAUUAACAACAGACAAGAAAGACAACUGCACGGCAAAGCAAUUUCCCAGGAUAUUGGCCCCAACAGAACAAGUUCACGGUUACCUUGACGACGGGUUCGGCAAUAUAUUCCUACGCGUGACGAACUGUGACAGACUGGCACAUGGAAACGUGAACAAUAACACAAUAAGUUUUUCGUGUCAGUGCAAUGGUUUAGGAACAUUUUUGUUCGCAUUUGUUCCAAUAUUUGCAGGAAUCCAUACCAUUUCUAUCAAAACUGAGACACAACAUGUUGGUGAAUCGCCAUUUAAGGUCAAAAUUUAUCAACCAUGCGAUCUUAAACAAAGAACUACUGGGGACACAAAGGAGAAGUUAUUCAUUCUUGAUUCAAUGUCAUUCGGAUCUCUAGACGAUCACUCUAACUCUCCUCAACACGAAAACGGAAAUAAAAAUAGCAUCAAGUCACCGAGGAAAUCCGAACGGGGAAGACUUAAAAAGCAGUUCACCAUACGGAAAAAAAGAGUUCUGCGGAAAGUUAUAGCAAGAAAUGGUGAAGAAAUCAGCGUACAUGAUUCUUCACCGUCCGUCCCGUCAUUAUCCCGGGAGACGAGCCUAAACUCAGACUCUGAGGUAACAGAGGACGAGAGAUCUACAGGCGACAACAGCCACAGAAGUAGAAGUUCGUUAAAAACUAUUAGAAGGCGAUCAUCGAUAGGCGAGACAUAUACUGUUCGACAGGCAUACUCAAGUGAAUCAGAGCAAACAGGUUUGGCGAAAUCUGAGAUUACUGACGAAAUCACCCACACAAACAACCCCGGCAUGGAAUCUACGAUAUCAGCAAGAAACCAGGCGAACGAGCGUGAUAUGAAAAAACAGCAGGAAACAACAGGAAGGUAUGAAACUAGUGUCGAUAUGUUGAAUGGUCUUAACUGUACCUCAGACAGAGAAGUACAUCAACGUAUAAGAAGUCAGAAUAGCUUUCUACCAAAGGAAUCACAGAAUCUCAUUAAAGAAAGAAAUUUCUUGUCAAAUUUAGCGCACAGCUCCUCAAAUACAGAGCACAGCUCCUUUAAUACAGAACACAGCUCCUUUAAUACAGAUAAACAAUGUCUCCUGCGGGUAAAUGAAGAGAUAGCAUCACAAAACAACAUCACUAGCAGUAACGAAAGAGAACCAAGCGAGUCUACGUGUAGUGUAAAGAAAUCAUAUUCUUUCAACAAACAGUUACGACAAACAUCAGCAGAUAGUCAAGGUCGGUUUUCUAAUGUAAGUCAGUCAAGUUAUACUACCCCGUCAACGCCUGCUAGUGAAAUGGCGUCAUCAACUAGUGGAGAUGUGACGUCAUGUUUUUCUAAUUUUAGCUUUAAUUGCAGGUUAGACGAAGUCUCAUCGUCGUCCUCUUCAAUAUGUUCCAGAAGGGGAGAUAACCCGAAACACACACAACAACAAAUACACAAUGAGAAUAGCAACUACAUCAUUAGUCCAAAUGCGUCAUGUAAGUCUACUGUCGUGUCAGAUAAUCCGACAUCAGCAGCCGUUUUAUCCCCGGACUUAAAUCUGCUAUCACGUUACAGUGAGGGCGCCGACAACUAUCGAUCUUGUUUCCCUUCAGUAAAAUCUACAGCUGCUUCAUUCCCGUCAGCAUUUUCGAAACCUGACACAGACAAUGGCCAAAUCUUAUAUUGUGCUGACUCAACACGCCAUCGUGAUAUAUUAAAAUAUGAUCACCAACACAGGGAUAAAUUGAAAAAGUCAUCACUUUGUACAAAAGAGGAUAAUUUACAAGAUGUAGACAGACAUAUUGAGCAGGAAUGCUACUUGCAAAGCUGGAUAAAUAACCAAUGGUUACCUGAGAGUGUUAAUAAGGUUCCCGAGCAGACAACAAACACGGUGACAGUUCAGUGUAACAACACAUCUCCGUUACUGUUAACACACCAGGGUAGUGAUUUACAGAAGGAUACAACCAUUGAUAACAGUGAACAGACAGAGAAAGAUCAGUCAAGCAACGAAAAUCCUAUUCCACCAACAAAUAUACUUAGCGGGUCUAGCUCAGACGCCAGUGUUUUGGAUACAUCAAAAACGUUUGAAGACACAAAAUGGCAUAGUUGGAAAUCUGAAGACGCGGUGAGGAGACAAUAUGAUACUGCUAUUGAAAAUCAGCUUCCAGACACCAAGAGAAUGAUGUUUCGAGCAAUUCCAAGUUCCGAGUCGGCAGUCUGCCUUUCGUCUUCAAUGGAUAUUGUUGUCCCGACUCCACAUCAUGAGAAAUGUACCCAAGUAACUGUAAAUGACAUCAUAGAAGCAACUGGAUCAACACUGCGCAUGUCAUGUUUCCGAUUGACUCGUAAACGAAUUUGUAUAAAAUUACAGCCGGAAGAAGAUAUUUCUGAAAUUGUAGAAAGUGGGUUGGAGAAAAAUGUCGAUCUUUCACCUUUACAUAAAGGAUGUUCCGACAGGUUAAAUUCAGAAGUCGGCAUUAUAUCUAAUGACAUAGAGUCGCCAGAAUUGGGAAUCAGACAAGCGAUUCGCCAGUCAACGACAGACACAGUCGACAGUGGAAUAGCAGACGACAGUUUGAAGCCUCUAUCAGCAAUAACUAUGUUGGGAGAUACCAGCCGGACAAUUUUGAGUGGCCACAGAUUGGUGCACAGGCGCCCUUAUCGAGGAAUAAUUCACAUUGACCCGAAAUUGGCCAGGAGUAACAGCACCCCGAAUUCUACUAUAGAUAAUGAAGGGUAUUUUUAUUCAAAUUCUCAGGAGCGUUCCGAAAAGUCAACCUCCAAUGUGUCUGGUCAUCUACAGGAUUGUACAGUUACUCAACGAAAAUACUUACGGCAUUUGAAAAAAGGACAAGCCUUUAGCCUUUCUGACUCUGAAAUACACGUAUCUGGAGUUCUACCUACCCUAUUUAAAUCCAAAAUCAAAACUGCAAACAAGAUUGGUCUGUUUAACCAGUUUAUACAAAAUGAUGAAGAGAAUAGAGAUGAAGCUUGGUUCCAGGAGAAAAAUGAAGUGGAAAAUGAAGGAAGAUAUUUUAGGAAACAGAAAAAUGGAAACGUCGAACUUGGGACAACACGAACACCCAGCAAUGAACAGAUCAAUCACGACGGCACUGGUAACGUUAGUGAUGAAGAGCCUGAACUCACCAAUGACAAUUACGUAAAUAAUGAUGGUGAUUCGAAAGAAUGUUGCCAUACACGAGGUUUGGAUAAGCACAUCAGUGAAUGUUGUUUAGACACAAUUAACACUUCGAAUGAAAACCAUCUCGGCUCGUUUUCAUCACGUGAUGGAGACCUCGAAGUGUCAUAUCAAGGAUUCGGCGUGUCCAAGGAUUCACAAAGAAAAUUCUUACAAACAGUCGGUGUUUUCAAAGAUGAUUUCAUUACAAAGGCAAAUUCAAACCACACCAAACAGCAAAUCACAUUAGCUGGUGAUACCUUCACGAAUACUGUAUUAGGUCAUACUGAUCUGUGGGAAGACGAUGUGUUAGCGAGGACAAACGUUUCGUCUGAAGUUAACAGGAUGCCAGAAUAUCCCUUGGUACAGGAAGGAAUCCGUGAAACAAAAGGACAUAGUACUGAAGAGAAUUACACAGGAUUUGGUAUUAACCUACAAGCUCGAACAGAUUUAUUGCAAAAUCUUCAACAAUUUCAACAUCUAGAGAACGUAGCGGACGAAAUCCAGAAGAAAAAUAUUUCAGUAAAAGGACAGAAAGAUGGAGAAAAUCAAUUAUCCAGUACACCAUGCUAUCACAACGAUAGAGGACAUCACGUGACUCAACAUGGCGGACUACGAAAUGAGAAAAGGGAUAUCAACCAAAAAUUACCUACUCAUUUCAAAUCGUCAAUUGCAUUUGAAGUAAAAACUUCAGUGUUCAAUUGUAUCAGUACCCUGUACAUGCUAUCAUGCUGUCCUACCAUCUCAAUCGAUAUCGAGACAUCAGAAUCGGAUAUGGAAUCAACUUCCGGAAAUGUAAACAACCUAUUUUGUGAUGUAGACAUAUUUGAAUUGCCGGAAGAAAAACUAUGGUUUUUACCAACUAUAGACCAAGAUAGUAUUGAUAAAAAAACUGACAGCUUCUAUCUGGACGGUAGUGGACUAACACUGGGACAGGUUGGCGUUAAAAACAAUUUUCAGAUAUGGACAACCUCUGACGUCACUGGCUGUCCAACCGUCUCCAUUUAUGGACCGCAGCCUCACUGCGUAACUGAGACAUGCGUAGUCUACACUGGGGAUGGACUUUAUGAAGUCAUUUACGAGGUUACACACCCUGGUUCCUACAACAUAAGUGUUAAAUGGCGUGACCUAGAUUUACAAGAAAGCGUCUGUAAAAUCACAUAUUAA